This is a messenger RNA of Salvelinus namaycush (lake trout), 2730 nucleotides long. Its product is annotated as G-protein coupled receptor 22-like. The record is from RefSeq and is a predicted model, not a curated record. Gene Ontology annotation, molecular function: peptide binding; G protein-coupled receptor activity. The transcript has 4 exons. Gene Ontology annotation, cellular component: membrane. Bases 590 to 1942 code for a protein of 450 amino acids. NCBI's taxonomy places the organism in Eukaryota, Metazoa, Chordata, Actinopteri, Salmoniformes, Salmonidae. Gene Ontology annotation, biological process: G protein-coupled receptor signaling pathway.
ACUGCUCUGGUUCUGUUAAGAUCCAAGGAGGACUACAGAUCAAAUAACAAAGAACAACAAGCAGCUGCCUAAAAGAAACCAUUCAUUUAGUAAACCACGUGGCUGGAUGCUACAAUGCACAUCCUCUCCCUGCCCACCGCGGACGACGAGUGCGUGCAUUCCCGCGUUUAAUGAAUCCUCAGUGCUUCUCCCUAACCGGAAUACAGUGUUUUUAUUGGAUGCACGAGAGCACAGACCAGUCCUCUGUGAUCCAUCACUGUUGUUUGCAGCUUCUGGGUAAAAUAAAUGGAGAAAUGUUUUGAAGGUGGACUGUUUUUUCUCUCAUGGUGGAGCUGAACUUGAAAUAGAAAAGGAAGGAUCCAAGAAACACAGUUUCAGCUUGCUCCAACUGCCCUCAUCGGCAUCAUAAUCUUCCCAUUAUUUCGACAAAGGGCUGCACCACUAGGAUUAAACGUGUACCAAGUGGAGAUUUCGUCUACUACUACAGAACUAUGGUUGGAUCUUAUGAUUUCCUAUUGAGGCCUUAGCAAGUCGGCUCUGGCUGGUUCAUGGACUCUUGAAGGGGAGACGGCACACGAGGGAGGGGAUAAUGCAUACCCCUCCUGUGCUGAUCUCAGAAGCCGCCAUGAGCAACGUGACUGUCCUCGACACCUCGGAUCCCUCUAACCUCGAUAUGACCCAGUCUGCCGCCCCCUACCCCGUCAGCUUCCAAGUGUCACUGACAGGGUUCCUGCUGCUGGAGAUUGUGCUGGGCCUAAGCAGUAACCUGACAGUGCUGGUCCUCUACUGCAUGAAGCAGAAUCUCAUCACCUCCGUGUCCAACAUCGUCACCAUGAAUCUGCAUGUCCUAGACGUACUAGUGUGUGUGUCUUGCAUCCCUCUGACUGCUGUGGUAAUACUCCUCCCCCUAGAGGCUGAUACAGCGCUGGUCUGCUGCUUCCACGAGGCCUGUGUCUCCUUCGCUAGCGUAGCCACUGCCUCGAACGUGCUAGCCAUCACUGUCGACCGCUACGACAUCUCAGUGCGUCCAGCCAACCGCAUGCUAACCAUGAGCCGCGGCGUGGCUCUGCUGGGCUUAAUUUGGGCUAUGUCCUUCUUCAGUUUCCUGGUCCCCUUCAUGGAGGUGGGCUUCUUCAGCGAUUUUGGCUCAGAGUUCGUCAACCAGACUGCAGUUGCCUCUGUGGUCCAUACUAAUGAGUACUACACAGAGCUGGGGCUGUACUAUCACCUCUUGGCUCAGAUACCCAUCUUCUUCUUCACGGCCGUAGUCAUGCUGGUGACCUACUACAAGAUACUCCAGGCACUGAACAUCCGCAUCGGGACGCGCUUCCAACACAACCAGCCCAAGAAGAAGCCCCGCAAGAAGAAGACCAUCUCCUUGACCACCGCAACGCAGGUGGAAUCUACAGAUGCGUCCCAGGGCAGCGGGGCAGUCCGAGGGGGCGGAAACCCACCUGCGGUCCUGUCCAUGCGGACCUCCGUCUCCGUCCUCAUGGCUCUGCGCAGGGCCGUUAAACGCCACCGGGAACGGCGGGAGAGGCAGAAACGCGUCUUCAGGAUGUCCCUACUCAUCAUCUCCACCUUCCUGCUCUGCUGGACGCCCAUCACAGUCCUCAACACGGUCAUCCUCAGCGCAGGGCCCUCAGACUUCACGGUCAAGUUGCGGUUGGGUUUCCUGGUCAUGGCCUAUGGGACGACCAUCUUCCACCCGCUGCUCUACGCCUUCACCAGGCAGAAGUUCCAAAAGGUGUUGAAGAGCAAGAUGAAGAGGGUGGUGUCCGUGGUGGAGGCUGAGCCCACGCCCAACAACGUGGUCAUUCACAACUCCUGGAUCGACGCCAAGAGGAACAACAAGAAAGUCACCUUCGAGGAGACUGAGGUCAGGCAGAAGUGUCUAUCUUCCCAGGAUCCGGAUUCAAACAACAUCGUCUGUCAUCCAUGAUAAGGCUAUAGUGCAUCGUGAAGAUUGGCGCGGCUUGGGGGAAGUUGUUAAGUCGAAAGACAUACCUCCCAACAGAGGUGGCAGAGUGGGAUAACUUGGAAUAAGCUAUGUCCAUCUUCAGAGAAAGUGGAAUAAAGAGAUCAUUUCUGAGAAGCCAUUGAAUAUCUGCAUGUCUAGAGGGAGUUGGUAGACAUGAGUGUGAGCCAUGGUCAAGAUAGAAAAGCUUCGGUUCAGAAGAUGCAGAAUAAGACAAAGUGGAUUAUGAGGACGUGAAAUAAGAAUAAAAUGGAAUAAGCAAUGGACACAUACAGGGUGACAUAACAUUAUCAGAAACCAACUCAUUUAAAAAAGGGAAACCACUUAUCCAAAGCAGUAAUGUAAAUGAAAGUGUUUUACCUGUAUAGUUACCCUAAAGGGGAUAAUGUAUUACUAUUUAUUGUAAGAGGUUGAUGCGGUGUCAAGGACAAUUUAAACGAAGUACUGUACCUACUGCAUGGUGUUGUUAUAGCCCGUAACAUAAUUAUUGUGUAAAGUCAUGUACAGUGUAUAGAAUAAAUAUAUGUUUACAACACAAAGGAAAGAUUCACCCAUUUUGAAUGUUAUAUCGUAUUGUGCAUCUCUGAGCUAUGAGCAAUGAUGCAAAAUGCGUCAUACCGGCUGUAUUUCUGCCUGCUCGAAUUGUCUUUUAGCUCAGACACACAUGAAAACAAAUGACCCCUGGAAUCGAUAGAACAUAGCUCAGAGAUAGACAAAUACGAUAUAACAUUUAAAAUAGGUGACUUUUUCCU